AUGGAGUCCACGUCCUCAUCAGAGUUCCGAAGCGGCAUUUCCACAUCUGAAUCCGAGCAAAGCAAGCCCCUAAUCAGAAUUGGUGAUGAAUAUGGAAAUAAAAAGGAGCAUAAUGUAAGAUCCUUGUAAAAAUAACUAAGGCGGUAUGGAGCGGUCUCUAGCGAUUUUUUUACUCUGGGAUAAUUGUCUUGCAAAUUAGCUGUGCUUGAGGUUUCGAUAGUCUUCUGGUCACUCUGGGUUUAUUUGAGUAAGGUUGUAGGAGUUACCAUGACUGACAGUUUUACUGUCCGUUUCUGCCUAAGGGAGGGAUGGCGUUACGCAAAGGUAAGUUCUUAUCUUGUUUAAAGGUUUUUGCCGUCAUACUUUUUUUGGACCACGCAGUUAUUCCGAUUUUCAAAUUAGAAAUUUGCCAAAAAAAAUCCUAAAGUUUUGGGUAUCGUUUCAAGGUCUCAGGCUCGGCACUAACAUAACUUUAGUCUACAUUGGGUAGUGCUAAACCAUGUUUAAUUUCGGCCAGUUUGGACGUAUACUAACAAAAUCGCGUAAUACGCAGAAUACACAAUUCUUUGCGACCUUUGUUACUAUUCCCCGAUUUUUUGCCAUAAAUAUACGUGUCUAUGUAUGUGCUAUACAGUAGUUUUAGCCCCCUGGCAAACAUUUAUCGACAGUUGCGAAUAAUUUAUCUAACUAGGAAAGUGUACAAACUGACCCUCACCAAAUAACAUUGAAAAGUAGUGUUAGAAACUACUUUCAGUUUUUGCAGAAUGCCCCAAGACAGAAAUUAUGAGCGGUUGAUUUGUAAGUUUAGUAGUUACAAAAUCUGAUAUGGGGCAAAAAAAAUGUCAUUUCAAAACGCUAAAUGGUACGUAUUGCUACUACGUUGGCCUAAUCGUAAGAAUCAUUUUAAAACGUUUGUAAACGUUUAACGCAUAUAUAUUUUCCUAACUGUAAGAACAUAAAAAAUUGUUUUUUGCAAAAUGACCUAAAAAUAAUCAAAUUUACAGUAUGUCGUCGCAAAGGUAUCCUACAAAAGAUUAAAAUGGUAACAUUUUUCAAGGGUUCUUCAAUAAUGAUGUAUGUCACUUAUCAUUUGGCGAGGGUCAGUUUCUCCACUUCCCUAGUAAAUGAUCAGAAAGUUUUGUCCACUAUUUUCUGGAAAAUUUCCAAAAAACUGCACUUUAAAGUGCAGUUAUUUCAAAUAUAUAGGAUAUCGUUUUACCUAAUGUUUUGUAGCUCUCUUCGAUAGUGCAGUUAAAAUUUGGAACAUGUAGCCUUUCUCAACCGGCCGGUUGGGAAAGUUGCAACCGGGCUAAAGGGUGGUCAGAAAUAUAUCUCCGGGUAGCUACCCCCCAUGCAUCUUUUUUCUUGUUUUACUCACACAUGGGCCCAUGUGUGAGUAAAACAACCAAAAUACUGCAGGUUUCCGAAAACACCCCAAAUAUUCGGUAAAAACUCUGGAAAUGAAGAAACAUGAAUCAAGUGUUUUUACAAACUGAUUUCGAAUAUUUUUUCACAGAUUCAUCUAAUGUCAUCAGUUGGUAAAUGAGAGAUCGAGGGCUGAUGACUAUCAGUUAUGUGUUCUUCAUUCUUGAUUACUUUAUGCCGAACGAUCUCGGUUACUCGACGCUCUAGAUAACGGAACGGAAAGAGUAAAGAGUAUUCUGUCGGGAUCGGAGUAGAUAAAUUUUUCGUUUUUUCUAACUUUUCGAAUAUUAGUUUCUUUUGAUUAUUUUCCGACCUUAUUGAUUUGUUGUCCUCUUUUCUUAGCGGUUUCGACAUAGGGUUCAAUACAAAGACGUGACUGAAAACGGCGAUACGACGCACAUCUGGAAACAAAAACCGCUGUCUUUUUGACACGUGAUCAGCCUCUCGAUACCUCGUGCCGUCGACGUUAUUCAAUCUCUCGCCGAUUCGUUUCAACUUUUCUGCAGGGGGUCCGAAAUGCGAGGGAAUCUAAGGUCAUCUUCAUGGUAAGAGAGAAAGAACCAAAAACGAGGUCCGCGCAGAGGUAUCGUCUUCUCCCCUUCCAUCACACGUCGCCUUCUUCAUCCCAUUCAUCAAGGAAUUAUCCCAAAUAACCUCGGAAUUAUCUGAUUAUCCAAGGGCUUUAGAGUAUCUCUUUUUGGGGCCUUUCUUUAGGAAUAAAGUCCUUAUUCUAUAAGUGGGCUCUCACUUAUGAUGUCGUUAUAGAAGCGGGACCUGUUUGCUUUUAUUAGACAGCUGGCCGUCCGUCUUUUGAUCGUUUUCUGCAACGUUAUAACUUUGAAGGAGACAUUUUUUAGUAUUCUAUGGGUGUGGAGCCAGACAAAGCCGCUUCAGAUGAUCAGUCCAAUAUUCCUCUAGAGCGGUGCUGCUUCAGUUUGAUGCAUGUAAAGACUGCUGCUUGCCUGAUUGCCAUAUUCGAAGUUGUUGUAAUCCUCUAUCACGUAUGUUUUUUCAAAAUUUUGUGACACUUUUCGAAUUUUUGCUUCAAUGAGCAGAUUUUAGGUAACAGUGGCGUUUUUUAAAUUCGAUAAAGUUGGAGAUGAUUACUCAUUCGCGUUCACUUUGUCGAUAUUCAGUCUUUCUCUGGCCACCUUAGCGAUAAUUCUUCUUCUAAUUGGGAUUAAACGAUGGUCCGCUUUCUUCUUGAUCCCCCAUCUUCUGAUGCAAGUAAGUGAUUUGAUCAAAGCAUUAUAAACUUCUAAUCAUAUUCUGUGUUUUAGUUCACGGUAAUUGCGUCAUGGACUUUCCUUGUGGGUUAUGUUAUGUUUCUUUUGAUCGGGGGCACCUCCGUGAGGUUUGAUUUGGUAAUUUAUGAAGAUUCCAAAAAAGGAGAACAAGGUGAGAUUUUGAUUCCCAGAAUUUUUUACCAUGACAAUUAAUUCGUAAAUCUAAUCGUGAAUUUAGGGCUACAAAAACUAAGUAAAUACAAUACUUUCAAAUCUACGACCGACUACAGAAGUUUGAACUUAUUUUUGGUCUCUUUGUUGGCGGUGAUGACUUUGGCCAUUCUCGCUCAGUCAUGGUGCUUCAGAGUUGUGUUAAGAUGUUUCUCGGUGCUACGUAAAUACUCGUUGGAGAAAUCGAGUCGUUCCGACUCUCUCGUUGCCAUUCCCAUCUCCGCAGCCAAACAUAAAGUCUAA
Bursaphelenchus xylophilus (pine wood nematode) is the source of this 3125-nucleotide messenger RNA. The record is from the annotation of a GenBank genome assembly. NCBI's taxonomy places the organism in Eukaryota, Metazoa, Nematoda, Chromadorea, Rhabditida, Aphelenchoididae.